Molecule: messenger RNA, 4018 nt
Organism: Tripterygium wilfordii
Lineage: Eukaryota; Viridiplantae; Streptophyta; Magnoliopsida; Celastrales; Celastraceae
Product: phosphoglucan, water dikinase, chloroplastic
Exons: 19
Coding region: 115-3675 (1186 amino acids)
Biological process (GO): phosphorylation
Molecular function (GO): kinase activity; ATP binding; starch binding
Source: RefSeq, a predicted model, not a curated record
GAUCCGUUUCUGGGAUUUCUUCACGUCUACCGACUUCCAUUUCCAAGGAAGCUUCAGCACAUAUAAGUGUGAACCAAGCGAGCACAUCUUCCUUGCUUUCUUUGAAGCAUUCGAAUGGAUUCUCUUCGUGCUUUGCACUGCUAUUCGAGCCCUGCUUUCUUCCGUCAAUGCCGUGGAAAUCAUCCGCGAAGGCUCUGUUUCUUGAAUCCCGGAGUUUCAUUUCCUCCUCGCAACCCGCGAUUAAAAGAGCAAUCAACUGCAACUGCUCGAAGAAUUGUCUGUGUUGUUUCUUCUACUGAAACAAGACAGGAAGAAAAGGAGGAGAAGAACAAAAUGAAAUCGAAGUUGGGUCAAGGAAAGGUGCACCUUGGCGUUCGGCUAGCUCACCAAGUUGAAUUUGGUGAACUUGUGGUACUUUUCGGGUCAUCAAAAGAAUUGGGUUCAUGGAAAAAGAAGGUGCCUCUGACUUGGACAGAGAAUGGAUGGGUAUGUGAUUUGGAGUUCAAAGGGGGUGAGUCUUUUGAGUUUAAGUUUGUGAUUGUUGGGAAGGACAAGAGUAUGAUUUGGGAAAGUGGGGAUAAUCGGACUUUAAAACUGCCCAGUGGAGGCAAUUGUGGGAUAGUUUGUCGCUGGAACAUGACAGGAGAGGAUUUGGAAUGUUCACCUACAGUUUUGGAAGGGAAUGAGGAAAAGUGGGAGGAUGUGGGUGGUGAUGGGUUGCAAGUUGCUGGUUCUUCUUCCCUUGAGGAGAUGGAGACAAGUCCUUUUGUUGGGCAAUGGCAAGGGAAGGGUGCUUCAUUCAUGCGAUCAAAUGAGCAUCGGAAUAGAGAAACUGAAAGAAAAUGGGACACAUCGGGUCUUGAGGGGCUGGCUCUACAGUUAGUUGAAGGCGAUAAGAAUUCUAGAAAUUGGUGGAGAAAGCUUGAAGUUGUUCGUGAGCUAUUAGUUGGAAGUCCGCAAAGUGAGGAUCGUUUGGAGGCUCUCAUAUAUUCUGCUAUCUAUCUGAAGUGGAUAAACACAGGGCAAAUUCCUUGCUUUGAAGAUGGAGGUCAUCACAGACCAAAUAGGCAUGCUGAGAUUUCCCGGCUUAUAUUCCGUGAACUGGAAAGAAUUUCCUCGAGUAAAGAUACUUCACCUCAGGAAAUACUUGUUAUUCGCAAGAUCCAUCCAUGUUUGCCAUCCUUUAAAGCGGAAUUUACAGCAUCUGUUCCAUUAACUCGAAUUAGAGAUAUUGCACAUCGGAAUGAUUUACCUCAUGACCUCAAGCAAGAAAUCAAGCAUACGAUACAAAACAAGCUUCAUCGUAAUGCUGGCCCAGAAGACUUAGUAGCCACAGAAGCAAUGCUUGCAAGAAUUACGAAAACCCCUGGAGAAUAUGGCGAAGCAUUUAUUGAGCAAUUCAAGAUAUUUCAUCAUGAGCUCAAAGAUUUCUUCAAUGCAGGAAGCCUUGCGGAACAACUUCAAUCAAUUAAAGAGUCGUUGGAUGAACAGGGCCUUUCAGUUCUUGCGUUGUUCCUUGAGUGCAAAAAGAGUCUGGAUGCUUCCGUAAAAACUACCGACAUCUUGGAAAUUAUGAAGACGACAUGUUCUCUGAAUGCUCUGAGAGAGAUGAUUGUAAGGGGUCUUGAAAGUGGACUUAGAAAUGAUGCUUCUGAUUCUGCAAUAGCUAUGCGUCAAAAGUGGCGACUUUGUGAAAUUGGCCUUGAAGACUAUCUGUUCGUUCUAUUAAGCAGAUUCCUAAAUGGUCUAGAAGCAAUUGGAGGGCCUCAGAGUCUUGCAGAGCAUGUGGAAUCAAAUAAUGUAAGCUCUUGGAAUGAUCCGCUUGGGGCCUUAGUUGUUGGUGUUUAUCAGCUGGGUUUGUCGGGUUGGAAGCCAGAAGAAUGCAAUGCUAUUAAAAAUGAGAUUCUUGCAUGGAAAGAAAAAGGCCUCUUUCAAGCAGAAGGAAGUGAAAGUGGAAAGGUAGUAUGGGCAUUAAGGCUCAAAGCUACCCUAGAUAGAGCAAGGAGGCUAACGGAGGAGUAUUCCGAAGAACUUCUUCAAAUAUUUCCUCAACGAGUGCAGGUGCUAGGGAAUGCACUUGGGAUUCCUGAGAACAGUGUGAGGACAUAUGCCGAAGCUGAGAUUCGUGCUGGGGUAAUUUUUCAGGUUUCAAAACUCUGUACCCUUCUUCUGAAAGCUGUAAGAAGUACAAUUGGUUCUCAGGGCUGGGAUGUUCUUGUUCCAGGGACUGCUGUUGGAACACUAAUUCAGGUUGAUAGAAUUGUCCCUGGAUCACUUCCAUCAUCUGUAGAAGGACCUAUUGUUCUUGUGGUCAACAAAGCUGAUGGAGAUGAAGAGGUAACAGCUGCUGGUGGUCACAUAGUGGGAGUUAUACUUCUUCAGGAGUUGCCUCACUUAUCUCAUCUUGGUGUUAGGACCCGUCAAGAGAAGGUAGUCUUUGUGACAUGUGAAGACAACGAUAGAGUUGCUGAUGUACAGAGACUAAGUGGAAAAUGUGUGAGGUUAGAAGCAUCCUCAACAGGGGUGAAUAUAAUUCCAUCAGCAUCAGAAUAUGUAGAAGGCAUUUUUUCCACAAAAGAUCUUUCAGAUAGUUCAUCUUCUGUUGAAGCACCUAAACCACAUAAUCCAUCCUGGCCUCCCAGUAAUGCCCCCUCCAAUCUGGAUGUUUCUGCUGGGAUAGUACUGCUGGCUGAUGCAGAUGUGCUAACUUCAGGAGCAAAGGCUGCUGCAUGUGGGCGUUUAGCUUCUUUGGCAACAGUUUCUGAUAAAGUUUACAGUGACCAGGGAGUGCCAGCUUCGUUUCGUGUCCCUGCGGGUGUGGUUAUACCUUUUGGAUCUAUGGAACAGGCACUAGAGAGAAGCAAAUCCAUGGAUAUAUUCACGUCUUUUCUGAAAAAGAUAGAAACAGCUGGACUGGAAGGUGGUGAACUUGACAAAUUAUGCAGUCAACUCCAAGAGUUGAUCUCUUCCCUUCUACUUCCAAACGACAUCAUUGACAGCAUAGCAAGAAAGUUUCCUGACAAUGCACGCCUUAUCGUGCGUUCAAGUGCUAAUGUAGAGGACUUGGCUGGAAUGUCUGCGGCUGGACUUUAUGAAUCAAUCCCUAACGUUAGCCCUUCAAAUCCAGAGAUUUUUGCAAAAUCUGUGAGCCAAGUGUGGGCUUCACUGUACACUCGUAGAGCAGUUUUAAGCCGUCGAGCUGCUGCUGUGCCUCAGAAGGAUGCUGCAAUGGCAGUUUUGGUUCAAGAAAUGCUUUCACCAGACCUCUCAUUUGUGCUUCACACGCUCAGCCCAACAGACCAUGACAAUAACUCUGUUGAGGCUGAGAUUGCCCCUGGGCUUGGUGAAACCCUAGCUUCAGGCACUCGGGGUACACCCUGGCGUCUUUCUUCCGGAAAGUUUGAUGGGCUUGUGCGAACAUUAGCAUUUGCGAAUUUCAGUGAAGAGUUGCUAGUAUCUGGUUCAGGUCCUGCUGACGGAGAAGUAAUGCGUUUGACAGUAGACUACAGCAAGAAACCGCUUACUGUAGACCCGAUAUUCAGACGCCAGCUUGGUCAGCGCCUGUGUGCUGUUGGUUUUUUCCUAGAGAGGAAAUUUGGCUGUCCACAGGACAUAGAGGGAUGUGUAGUUGGCAAAGACAUCUUUAUAGUCCAGACACGUCCACAACCCCAGUAAAAGCUUCCUGAAUCACUGCUCUUUCAAGAUGAAUGAAUGAACCUUUUUUAAAUGUCAGCAUUAGCUGCAGAUCCAAAUUCGCCCGAAUAUGUUUACACGUUGCCUUCGGCUUGAAGAUGAAUUUCCGCAGUCGUUUCAAAGAGAAUAUAUUGUUGUACGUGCAUUAUAGACUAAAUAUAUAGUCCGAUAGAUUGCUUUAAGCCAGUACUUGUGAGGGAAGCCCCCCUUGGUGCCAUACUUUUUAGUAGAGCUCCGAUGUUUUACUUUGGGUUGUAAAAAUACCAGUGAGCCCUAUUUGGUUAUAAAGAUGGAAAUAAGGCUUAAUGAGGGUACAUCAACUUAA